This is a messenger RNA of Girardinichthys multiradiatus, 1401 nucleotides long. It is a transcript of the gene guca1aa, whose product is annotated as guanylate cyclase activator 1A. NCBI's taxonomy places the organism in Eukaryota, Metazoa, Chordata, Actinopteri, Cyprinodontiformes, Goodeidae. The record is from RefSeq and is a predicted model, not a curated record. Bases 158 to 727 code for a protein of 189 amino acids. Gene Ontology annotation, molecular function: calcium ion binding; calcium sensitive guanylate cyclase activator activity. The transcript is spliced from 4 exons.
GAUCUGCAAAACUACAAAAGGCCCUUGCCAAGUACCACCCUCAACCUAAAGGUGUUGAGGUGACUGUGAACAGGGAUAAGAUCCGCUUCACAGUAGACCAAUUUGGCAGUGAAGUCUGAGCAGCAGCAGCAGUUUGCACCUCCAGCUGUUAAGAGACAUGGGCAACUCCAACGGGUGCACCGUGGACGACCUGCAGGCGGUGGAGAUGCACCUGUGGUACAAGAAGUUCAUGACGGAGUGUCCAUCGGGGCAGCUCACUCUGCACGAGUUCAAGCAGUUCUUCGGGCUGAAAGGAUUGGACUCAGAGGCCAAUGCCUACAUAGAGCAGAUGUUCCGAACGUUUGACAUGAACAAGGAUGGCUACAUAGACUUCAUGGAGUACGUGGCGGCUCUGAGUCUGGUGAUGCGGGGAAAGAUGGAGCACAAGCUUCGCUGGUACUUCAAGCUCUACGAUGUGGAUGGAAACGGCUGCAUCGACCGCUAUGAACUCCUGAACAUCAUCAAGGCCAUCCGGGCAAUCAACGGGAACGACAAUCAGGACUCAACCGCAGAAGAGUUCACCAACAGAGUCUUCGAUAGGAUUGACGUUAAUGGAGAUGGUGAGCUCUCUUUGGAGGAGUUUGUGGAAGGCGCUCGCAGUGAUGGAGACUUCAUGGAAGUGAUGAUGAAGAGUCUGGACCUCCGUCAUAUUAUGGCUAUAAUCCACAGCAGGAGGCACAGUGUUUAGGUUCUGUCCGCCCCAACUACCUCAUCCUCAUUCACAGCUCUGCCUAUGAGGCCGUACUAUUGACAACACAGACAUGUCCUAAAUUUAAUCUUCUAAUGAGGGACACUCAUGCACUUUAAAACGGGCUGACUCACUCCGGUCAUUGUCCUUGGUUUAUAAGAGUCAUAAGGCCGCCCUGGCAUGAAGGAUGACCUCUCCAGAGGUCCACUUCUCCACCCAGAGGGAUACGAUGGUGGAGCUGAAUGGAAAUUACACACUCAACUGAGCUCCACAGAUCUGCUUUUAUUUUCUGAACCAAAGUCCCUCUGCAUCAAAUUAGUCCAAUCUAUUUACCCGCUCUCACCUGCGGGGUCUGCAGGAGGAAACUACCGACUCUGCAGGGGGCUAAACAUUAGACCCCAAUUGAUGGAGAAUGGGGAUUUGAUUCUCUAUCCUUAACUUUUUUUCCACGUUUUAAAAACAGAAAUGAAAAAGAGGGCGUGGGUGGGUGUUUCUUUGACUGAAGGGUUGGCUUAAAAAUCAGCAUGAAGACAGAGGUCAGGAAUAUCCUGGUUCUGUUGUCAGCUGUGCUCAUCUGGUGCCUUCAGUUGAAACACUGAACAGUAUGUUUGAUUUUCAGCUUUUGUCUAUUUAUACACUGAGAAAAAAACAAUAAAAACACGAUGUGAAAACUA